Penicilliopsis zonata CBS 506.65 is the source of this 1765-nucleotide messenger RNA. RefSeq lists its product as hypothetical. The record is from RefSeq and is a predicted model, not a curated record. Gene Ontology annotation, molecular function: ATP hydrolysis activity; ATP-dependent protein folding chaperone; ATP binding. Lineage: Eukaryota; Fungi; Ascomycota; Eurotiomycetes; Eurotiales; Aspergillaceae. Gene Ontology annotation, biological process: protein folding. The transcript is spliced from 4 exons. Bases 105 to 1715 code for a protein of 536 amino acids. Gene Ontology annotation, cellular component: cytosol; chaperonin-containing T-complex.
CGUCCCCCUCCGUUGGCCUGCAGUCUACUGAGCGUCUGGAUUUCUAUUCUGGAGGGAAGGCUGUUUGAAUUUACGAGUACAAAAUGGUAGGUUGAGUUUAUCUGAUGGGAUUCGAUGAGGCGGCCUCUUUCGCCAAUCCCACGCAGAUCUUUGCGGACGAUGUGAUCGAGGAGAAGGGCGAGAAUGCCCGGCUGUCGGCGUUUGUGGGUGCUAUUGCUGUUGGGGAUCUGGUGAAGAGCACGCUGGGGCCCAAGGGGAUGGACAAGAUCCUGCAGUCGGCGUCGACUGGGGAGAUUCUGGUGACAAACGACGGAGCAACGAUCCUGAAGGCGAUCGCGCUGGACAAUGCGGCGGCCAAGGUGCUGGUCAACAUCUCCAAGGUGCAGGACGACGAGGUAGGCGACGGGACGACGUCGGUGACGGUGCUGUCAGCGGAGCUGCUGCGCGAGGCGGAGCAGCUGGUGAGCCGGAAGAUCCAUCCGCAGACGAUCAUCGAUGGGUACCGGAUAGCGAGCAAGGCGGCGCUGGCGGCGCUGGAGAAGACAGCAGUGGACCGCAGCCAGGACGCGGAGGCGUUCCGCAAGGACCUGCACGCGAUCGCGCGCACGACGUUGAGCUCGAAGAUCCUGGCGCAGGACCGCGACCACUUUGCGACGCUGGCGUGUGAUGCGGUGCUGCGGCUCAAGGGGUCGAUCGAUCUCAGCCACAUCCAGAUCAUCAAGAAGGCGGGCGGCAAGCUCAGCGACUCGUACCUCGACGAGGGCUUCAUCCUCGAUAAGAAGAUCGGCGUCAACCAGCCCAAGCGGCUGGAGAAGGCCAAGAUCCUUGUCGCCAACACGGCCAUGGACACCGACAAGGUCAAGAUCUUCGGCGCCCGCGUCAAGGUCGAGUCGACGGGCAAGCUGGCCGACCUGGAGAAGGCGGAGCGCGACAAGAUGCGCGCCAAGGUCGAGCGCAUCAAGGCCCACGGCAUCAACUGCUUCGUCAACCGGCAGCUGAUCUACAACUGGCCCGAGCAGCUCUUCACCGAGGCGGGCAUCAUGUCCAUCGAGCACGCCGACUUUGACGGCAUCGAGCGCCUGGCGCUGGUCACGGGCGGCGAGAUCGCCUCCACCUUCGACCACCCGGACCAGGUCAAGCUGGGCCAGUGCGACCUGAUCGAGGAGGUCAUCAUCGGCGAGGACACGCUGAUCAAGUUCUCCGGGGUUGCCGCCGGCCAGGCCUGCACCAUCGUCCUGCGCGGCGCCACCGAGCAGCUGCUCGACGAGGCCGAGCGCUCCCUGCACGACGCCCUCGCCGUCCUCUCGCAGACGGUCAAGGACCCGCGCGUCACCCUCGGCGGCGGCUGCGCCGAGAUGGUCAUGGCCAAGGCGGUCGAGCAGGCCGCCCAGAACACCACGGGCAAGAAGCAGAUCGCCGUCGACUCGUUUGCCCACGCCCUCAAGCAGCUGCCCACCAUCCUGGCCGACAACGCCGGCCUGGACUCGAACGACCUGGUCACCCGUCUGCGCCAGGCCAUCAACAACGGCAUGACCAGCUCGGGCCUCGACCUGUUGACUCCCGGCGGCGGCAUCGCCGACAUGCGCGAACUGGGCGUCAUGGAGAGCUACAAGCUGAAGAAGGCGGUUGUCUCCUCUGCCUCGGAGGCUGCCGAGCUUCUUCUCCGCGUUGAUAACAUCAUCCGCGCCGCCCCCCGCAAGCGUGACCGCAUGUAGGAUUAAUGAUGAGGACAAAGGCAAAGAUGACCAAAACAUGAUAGACAUCC